AUGGCACGGCAACGCACUGUCGUCGCCCUCUCGCUCCUCGCCGUCCUCCCGCUCUCCGCCUCGGCCCUCCCACCUCCAUCAACAACGGCGACGCUGGCCGCCAGAGCCCACCUCGAGCCGCGCCAGUUCUUGUGCGGCAUCUUUGGCACCUGUGACACGUCCACGAGCGACGCAGCAACCGCCUCGGCCGUCCAGCAGACGCCCGCCGCCGACUCGGCGGUCCCGCCAGCCGCCAGUUCGGCGACCGCGCCAACCGCGCCAGCAGACACGCCGGCGGGCACGACCGCGACCCCGACCGAUGCGGCGACCGUGCCGCCAGUGGGCGCCACGGCAAGCAGCACGAGCGCGGUGGGACCCGUCGCCGACACCCCGACCUCGGCCGCGCCGACGCCGACGAGCGAGACGAGCGCGCUCGCGGCAUCCACCUCGGCUAGCACUCCGAGCACUUCGAGCACCUCGUCGACCACCCCGACUUCCUCCUCGACCUCGUCCUCGUCCGGUUCGACCAUCAUCGUGACGCUCACGUCGGUCCUCACCAACGCCGACGGCAGCGAGUCGACCAUGACGCAAGAGUCGGCGUCGGCCGUGCCCGUCGCGCCCAAGGAGAACAGCAGCGGCGGCGGGCCGAGUGGCAAGACCUGGGGCAUCAUCGGCGGCGUCGUCGGGGGCAUCGCCGUCCUCGCCGCGCUCCUGUACGUCGGCUACCGCCUCACGCAGCGGCGCUUCUCGAACCUCGACGCCGACGGCGACGACAUCCGCUGGCCUGAGCUGCAGCCCGACGGCGGCGCCAACCUCGCGACGCUCAACCCGCAAGGGACUCGUCGCACGGGCGGCGCCGGGUUCGCCAUGGAGAAGGACCGCGAUGACGACGACGACGACGAGUUUGACGACGAGGGCGAGGACGAGCUGGACCGCAAGGGGGCAGGAGCGACGGGCGGCGAGUGGGCGGCGGCCGAGGGGAGCCCGAGGGUCGGUGCGGGCGUCGGGGCCGGCGCGGCCGGGCACUAUGGUCUCGGCCACAACGCGAGCGAGGCGGCUUUCUUCGAGGGGCAGGGCGGGCUCGGCCCGUACGAGCAGUACGAGGGCGCGUACGGGCAGCCGCACAGCCCGCAGCAGGGCGCGAGGGCGAGCUACUACGACCCCUACCUCCCGCACGCGCACUCGUCCGACCCGGCCCUCGUCCCGCUCAGCCACGCCGCCGGCGCCGGCGCCGGUCCUUACGGCGCGCCCGUCACGUACCCGCCGACGUUCGCGCACUACGGCGCGCAGCCGGCAGGGCGCAGCACUGAGUCACUCGGGCAGUACCGCGCGACGAGCCCGAGGUACUGAGCUCGCAAGCGGCGUCGGCGCGAGGACGCGACGAGACGAGCGGUCUUGCCCGUGGUCGAGAGCGAGGGCGACGAGGGUGGGCCGCGCACGGACAUUGUUGUAGAUCGUUCUCGACGGCGAGGACUAGACGAGGACGACGACGAGGCGAUCUUCCUCGUGAGCCUCUCUUGCGAACGCAGACACUGUCUCUCU
Rhodotorula graminis WP1 is the source of this 1521-nucleotide messenger RNA. RefSeq lists its product as uncharacterized. The coding region runs from base 1 to 1329 and encodes 442 amino acids. Lineage: Eukaryota; Fungi; Basidiomycota; Microbotryomycetes; Sporidiobolales; Sporidiobolaceae. The record is from RefSeq and is a predicted model, not a curated record. The transcript is spliced from 5 exons.